Messenger RNA from Cyphellophora attinorum, 1371 nucleotides. Its product is annotated as putative aldehyde dehydrogenase DhaS. The transcript has 2 exons. Gene Ontology annotation, molecular function: aldehyde dehydrogenase (NAD+) activity. The record is from RefSeq and is a predicted model, not a curated record. The coding region runs from base 1 to 1371 and encodes 456 amino acids. NCBI's taxonomy places the organism in Eukaryota, Fungi, Ascomycota, Eurotiomycetes, Chaetothyriales, Cyphellophoraceae.
AUGUCUCCAUCCAAAGUUGUUACAAUCGACUUCAAUUCCUUCCACAACAUCAUCAACGGCGAGCUACGCAGCUCGAAGCAAAAGUAUCAUGGCGUCGAUCCAGCUACGGGUGAGCCCAACUGGGACGUGCCGGUAGCCACCGAGCAGGAUGUGGACGAAGCCGUUGUUGCUGCCACAAAGGCAUUCAACGAGUGGAAGAAGACCACAUGGGCAGAGCGUCAGCAACGCAUCGUCCGCUUCCAAGAAGCCAUUGAGUCGUACAGCUCUGAGCUCGCAGAGCUGCUCAUGAAAGAGUGCGGCAAGCCUCGCAUGUUUGCCGCCGCUGAAGCUGGCUCAAUCGCCAAAUUUGCCGAUUGGCAUGCCAACCUACCAGAGCCCGAUGCUACCCCUAUCGAUCUCGAAGACCGCACCGUGGUCAACAAAUACCAGCCUCUAGGCGUUGCUGCCGCCAUCUGCCCCUGGAAUUUUCCUCUCUCGCUCGCCUCCCUCAAGAUCUUCCCCGCUGUCCUGAUGGGCUGUGCAGUCAUCGUCAAGCCGUCUCCUUUCACCCCCUACUCUGCCCUCAAGCUGGUCGAGAUUGCCCAGCAAGUCUUCCCGCCAGGCUCCUUCACAGGCUCCAUCGCCACCGGAAAGAAGAUCGCCGCCUCCGCAGCCAAGACUGUCAAACGUGUCACGCUCGAAAUGGGCGGAAACGACCCAGCCAUCGUCCUUCCCGAUGCCGACAUUGCGAAACUCGCGCCUCGUGUUGCGAUGGGCGCCUUCUUCAACACCGCACAGGUCUGCGUAGCCUCAAAACGCAUCUACGUCCACAGCAGCAUCUACGAAGAGUUCCUCGCAGCAUUCAUCGACGCCACCAAGACCCUCAAAGUCGGCGCCUCGAACGAGGAAGGCGUCAUGCUCGGCCCUAUCCAGAACGAGAUGCAGUACAACAAAGUGAAGACAUAUUAUGCCGACACUAAGAGCAAGGGCUACAAAGUCGCCUAUGGCUCCCUGGACGUACAGGACGGCAAAGGCUUCUUCAUCAAUCCCGCCAUCAUCGACAACCCACCUGACGAUGCCCUAGUUGUGACCGAGGAGCCCUUCGGCCCGAUCGUGCCCGUUCAGAGCUACGAUGAUAUUGACGAGGUGAUCCGUCGUGCGAACGACACCAAAGUCGGCUUAGGCGCGACAGUUUGGGGCAGUGAUCCGAAGACGUUGCAGAGCGUGGCGGACAGGAUUGAGACUGGCACUGUGUGGAUUAACAGCUUCCCUUCGCCUGCUGCAUCAGGACAGUUUGGCGGUGUGAAGGAGUCUGGUCUGGGUACUGAGCUUGGGACUUUGGGGAUCCUUGCUUAUGCGAACGUCAAGUGUAUCCAUACGUUCAAGGCCUAA